Molecule: messenger RNA, 2420 nt
Organism: Triplophysa dalaica
Lineage: Eukaryota; Metazoa; Chordata; Actinopteri; Cypriniformes; Nemacheilidae
Gene: angpt2a
Product: angiopoietin 2a
Exons: 9
Coding region: 82-1560 (492 amino acids)
Biological process (GO): Tie signaling pathway
Molecular function (GO): receptor tyrosine kinase binding
Source: RefSeq, a predicted model, not a curated record
UUGAGUCAUCUUUCUUCAUCUACAGCUCCAAGAAGGGGAAACUUUACUUGCACUGCUUGAACGAGCACUAUUGAAGACUUGAUGAAAAUGACCGGAAUAUUAUUUAAGUUUUUUGCUUUAAGUUAUUGUCUGUGUUUUGGAGAAGGAAUUACUGCAAAUUCAGAAUCGACAGGGAAGAAACAGUACCAGAUCCAGAACGGUCCAUGUUCUUAUACCUUUCUGCUGCCGGAGCCGCAGAACUGUGGAGGACCUUCAAGCUCCUACAACCAAGUUCAGCGUGAUGACAUGGUGGACUACGACAGCUCGGUCCAGAGACUGGAACAACUGGAGAACAUCAUGGAGAACUACACGCAAUGGCUGCAGAAGCUGGAGAACUACAUCCAGGACAACCUCAAACAAGACAUGGCCCAACUCCAACACGACGCCGUACAAAACCACACGGUGACCAUGAUCAGGAUCGGGACGAGUCUACUGAGUCAGACGGCUGAGCAGACACGAAAAAUCACAACUGUUGAAGCCCAGGUUAUUAAUCAAACAACUCGACUUGAACGUCAGCUUCUUGAGAACUCCAUUUCCACCAGCAAACUGGAAAAAGAAAUUCAGCAGCAGAUAAAUGAAAUCGGCAAACUGCGUGAUAAGAACAGUUUCCUGGAGAAGCGAGUAGAGGAAAUGGAAGGGAUGAGAAACACAGAGCAGGACAACUUAAAAGAGGAGAAAGAGCAGCUGAAGAAACUGGUGGAGAAGCAGACCAGCAUUAUAAAAGAGAUGGAGCAGCAGUUGCUCCGCGCCUCCUCUGACAACUCUGCCAUGAAACAGCAGCAGCAGGAGUUGACCAACACAGUCAACAAUCUCAUCCACACCAUCUCUCCGGGUGGCAGUUCAGCGAUGAUGCAGGAUAACCCAGACCAGUACAAUGACUGUGCCGCAGUAUUCAAGUCAGGGAACAAAGAAAGUGGGGUCUACUCGCUGAUCAUACCUGAUACAAAGCAACAAUUUAAGGCCUACUGUGACAUGGAAACAGAUGGAGGUGGAUGGACGGUCGUACAGAAGCGCUUCAAUGGCCUGGUUGAUUUUCAUCAAACUUGGAAGAACUACUCGGCGGGCUUUGGUGACGUCUCUGGUGAAUAUUGGCUGGGAAAUCAAUUCAUCUCCAAGCUGACACAAGCAAAACAGCAUGUUCUUAGGAUAGAUCUGAUGGAUUGGGAGGGAAACACAGCCUUUUCCAAAUACCAGCAGUUUUCACUCGAUGGAGAGAAGCAGAACUACAGGAUACAGAUCAGCGGUUACAGCGGAACAGCCGGGAGAACCAGUAGCAUGGGCCAGCCAGGCAGUGACUUCAGCACAAAGGAUGUAGAUAAUGACAAAUGUGUUUGCAAAUGCUCACAGAUGCUCUCAGGAGGUUGGUGGUUUGACGCAUGUGGACCUUCCAAUCUCAAUGGAGUGUACUACCAGCAGGGACAGAACACAAAUCGUUUCAAUGGCAUCAAAUGGUACUACUGGAAAGGUUCUGCAUAUUCACUAAAGGCCACGACUAUGAUGAUAAGACAAGCAGACUUUUAAACCGCACGAUCCCGUGCACAAUCUUCAUUGAAGUCACUGCUUUCCUAUCCAAUAGAAAAGGUCUGACCUACAUGCACUUCUUAUGGACUUCUGUUUAGAAGACAAAGCAUUUGAGAAAGCAGCUUUGUUUAAGUGUUAAACUGUUAGUGUUUUUAAUACAACAAAAUGACAUGACCUUGGAUGGAGCAUCACCAAAGUAAAAGAAAACAUGAAUUCUUCUUGUGAGUGACAGGUGUUGUAAUCGGGACACACACCUGCAGACUGACCUACCUUGACGCUUCACAAGAUUUCUGAAAUCAUGUAGAUGUCGAGACAACCAGAACUAGUAUUUUCUAUUUUUAGGGUGUUUAUUUUUAUGUAAUGAAUGUAUUGUAAAUACUAGAUUAUUUGCAAAUUUAGGUUUUAUAUAACAUCAAUGUGACUAUGGUACAAGAGUAAAUUAUAAAAAAUAAUGUGUGAUCAAUUGAUAAAGCUGUCGUUUACACAUGGUUUAAUGCUUUGGGCCUUUUAAACCACACAGAUUUUUCUAUAGUGUGCUACAUGUUGACGUCCAUGUAAAUGCACAGUAACAGUCAUAUAAUGAAAGAUAUGAGCACCGCUUUUCAAAUUCAACCAAAUGUCCAUGUAGGUAUUUCUAUGACGUAGUGUUUCCUAAAGUACAGAUGGUGAAAUGAGAAUUAAAUAUAUUUUGUAUGUUUAGACUUCAAGUGUCCUGAUACUAUCUGUACAUUCUGUUUCCAUCUUCAGUUAACCUGUUUGUAAUUAUAUGUGUACAGCGACUGGUAGAAACUUCCAUUAUUAAACUAUUGUAUUGAAAAUAACUUAUUUGCUAUAGAUACAAUAAAACGUAUGUUUAUGUA